Molecule: messenger RNA, 1520 nt
Organism: Botrytis cinerea B05.10
Lineage: Eukaryota; Fungi; Ascomycota; Leotiomycetes; Helotiales; Sclerotiniaceae
Exons: 1
Coding region: 174-992 (272 amino acids)
Biological process (GO): endocytosis
Cellular component (GO): membrane; clathrin vesicle coat
Source: RefSeq, a predicted model, not a curated record
GCAUGCGAUGUAGGCGGGAGGACGUUCAGCUCUUUCUCAUUGAUUGAUAAAGACCAACAUCGCGAACUCACCUCCAAGAAAGGGCUUUGUCUGUCUCAACUGAUUUACGUCUCUGGGGAUGAUGAGAUAGAACGAAAUCUCCCAACCUAGAAACAAAACAACUCUCCUCAAUCAUGGAAACUAUCGACCCCUCCACAGGUAGGCCUCUGCCGCCCGAUGCACUCCAACGCAUCCUCUUCAUCGCACCUUCAGUCCACGUCUAUAACAUCCCACCCCUUACCUCGAAUAAGGGCUACGUAGCUGCUACCUGGACGGCUGACAACAAUAAACGACAGAUCUUCACUGCGCGAGUUCGCAUUCUCGAAACAGCCAUCCCGGAUAAAAACGGCGAGGAGAAAGUCAAAGCAGAUAUAUUGCUAGAAGAUCCAAGCAAUGGGCAGCUGUUUGCCGCAGCUCCAUACACAGUAACGGGUGUGGUAGAACAAGUGUUGGAUAGUUCACGAUUUUUCGCAGUCAGAGUACAAGGAGAAGGAGGAAUGAAAGCGGUUCUGGGAAUUGGCUUUGAAGAGAGAUCUGAAGCAUUUGAUUUUAGUGUGGCAUUACAAGAAGUGAGGAAGACGUUGGGGAUUGAAGAGCAAGGAGGAGGAAAACCUCCAUCUGCGGGAAUGAAGAAAGGAGAGGAGAAAUCAGAGGUUAAGAGGGAUUUUAGUUUGAAGGAGGGUGAGACGAUUACGGUUAAUAUUGGAGGGAGAGGUGCUGGUAGGAGGACGCCCAAAAAGAGUGAAGAGUCUGAGAAAGGGCUGGGUGGGUUCUCCUUACCUCCUCCGCCGGGUGGAGGCGGUAUGGGCGCAUUUUUACCACCACCUCCAAGUGCACAGGCGAUCAAGGCUCAGAAGAGACUAAGUCAGAAUAAUAUGGAGGCACCUUCAAUACCUGAACCAUCUGCUGAGGAGUUAGGGUUUGAUGAUGGAGAGUUUGGAGAGUUUCAAUAGAGGAUUAUUGAUGGCCACGCGUAAGCAAGCUAGACAGACGAUUGUCGGGAUUCAAGCGAAAUGCGUCAGGGAACGAUAGGGGAAUUUGGGCAAGAAAUCUUGAAGAUUUGAUCCCUCGCCAACCGAAAAUAAGAGGGUUAUUCAAGGCCUUGUAUUGACUGUCGUCUGCAGGACGUGGCCUGGAGGUGAUGAUUGGAUGUACACAUCGCGGGCUUUCGUUCAGAUCCGAGCCUGCAUACAAUCUUCACAAAACGUUUCAAGAAAGCUCAAAUAAGCACAUCCACACAGCAAGAUAUUCCAAUGCUCAUCAUAGGACAAUGUUCAAGGCGCCUAAAGAAUGGAACGGAGUUGAAAGGAUCUAGAUCUACAAUGAAACUUAAGUUAUGGUCACUUAAUUAGAUAUCUGUGAAUCAACACCACUGAAUCAACAUUCAUACAACCUACAUGUGGACUACAUGUUGUGAGAUGAAAUUCAUAGCACGUGUAUAUCCCCAUCUUUCAUGGAAUUUUCAAACAAUAAAAUCUUCA